Molecule: messenger RNA, 243 nt
Organism: Rotaria sordida
Lineage: Eukaryota; Metazoa; Rotifera; Eurotatoria; Philodinida; Philodinidae
Source: the annotation of a GenBank genome assembly
AUGUAUCAACACUAUCAACACAUACUGCAUGAUUAUUAUCUUAAAAUUGAUAUACAUUGUUCGUUUAUUCGAAUUAUUGCUUCUCAUAGACUUCAACCAGUUCCUCUACAUACAAAUAUAUUGACAUCACCAUCAGUAGUCAUGUCAUUUACUAUAUCAUUAAUCAACACUUUACCUAAUAUUAAUGGUAAAGAAGGUGAAAUAUCAACAAAAUUUAUUAAUGAAUCUGAAAUUGAUGCAUAA